Messenger RNA from Loa loa (African eye worm), 696 nucleotides. RefSeq lists its product as hypothetical. NCBI's taxonomy places the organism in Eukaryota, Metazoa, Nematoda, Chromadorea, Rhabditida, Onchocercidae. The record is from RefSeq and is a predicted model, not a curated record. The transcript is spliced from 5 exons. Bases 1 to 696 code for a protein of 231 amino acids.
AUGUCUGCUAAACGAAAGACCGUAAAUGUUAGAAUCUCUGAUGAUGAAGACGAAGAGAUGCGUGCUAUUGAAGAAGGUUCCCGUAGAACGCGUCCCGAAACGCAAGCUCCUAACGCGACGAAGAAGAAUAGAACGCCGAAAAAACAGCCGAAGAAUAGUAAUGCUCCAGCUGCUGGUACCAAGACUGAUGAUGUGUCACCGGAUGUCGUCGACCAAAUGAACCGUCCACAUAUCCAGCAACAAUAUCCAGUGAUGGACCAUGCCGCCCGAGCGAAUAUAAUACAUCCAGUUAUGAUCGAUCAUGCGAACCGUCCCAUAAAUAUGGCACUAUAUCCAGGAGCUCCAUGUUGGUGUAGCCAGAUUUCUGGCGAUAUGCGUGCAAUCCGCGAACUGAUUGGUGCGGUUUCCAACGGGAUUCAUUGCAUUCUUCAAAAAGUUCACAUGGAUCAAGUUCACAAUGCGGAACUGAUGACAAAGAUGUUGAACACCGUUGAAAUGAUUGCGGACACUGUUACCAAUCUGCCGCUUGCUCAGUUGCAAGAAUGUGAUCAGUAUUUGCUAGAAGAAGCUGCCGCCCCAAAUGCUAAUGAAAAUCCGAAUGAUGUGGAUAAUGCGGGAGCCUAUUAUACGCAAAACGAUGAGCAGAUGCCGCCACCGAAUCAGCCUCCCAAUAACAACUUCCGUCCUUUCCAGUGA